Molecule: messenger RNA, 2026 nt
Organism: Anneissia japonica
Lineage: Eukaryota; Metazoa; Echinodermata; Crinoidea; Comatulida; Comatulidae
Exons: 5
Coding region: 603-1853 (416 amino acids)
Biological process (GO): transmembrane transport
Molecular function (GO): monocarboxylic acid transmembrane transporter activity
Source: RefSeq, a predicted model, not a curated record
UGGGUUAACAUCCAUAUUCCUUAACGUAUCCAUCAAAAUAUGAGACGAAGUAUAUUAAAUGCUGAAAAAAUGUAAAGAAAAAUGUACAGUAUACGUGAUGUAGCCAGUUCCAGACGAGAAUAUUCUGUAACAAUGUUAUCUUCAACGCCUCCAUUAUCUUGUAUGCAAAUAGAUUUUUUAUCUAAGCAAUUGUCUGUUUGAUUUGUUAGCUUAGACUUAACAAAGGACUUCAUAAGUGGAGCUAAUACUAUUAUAACUAUUUUGGAAAGCAGACCUACACCGAAAGACAUGCAGUUGAUGGAAUUUAACCAGUGCCACAGAGUCUCUAUAUUCACGGACCCAGUACACACACAAUGAUUAUUACCACUGUCUAUGCUGAAACGAACGCAUUGUCAAGAAGUAUCCCUAUAUCACAGGAAAUCUAUUUCAUCUAGGUUUACACUAUCCAAUUAGCAUACCAUUUUCUUGUGUAAAAUAUAUAUGCUUAAGCCUUAGAAUUCAUUGUUUAUAUUCGACGACAUUCAACGAUGUAAAGCCACCGAAGUAUUGCUGCUAGAGUUCACAAUUGUACAUCAAGUAGAAGACAUUUGCUGAGUACAGAGAUGGAAAAUGGUUGUUUACCACACUCUAACUUAUCAAAUACAGCGAAAUGUAUCUGCCUUAUCAACAAUGGAUUUUUGUACUUCCUCGUCGGUAUGAGUUUUGUUACCAUGGGCGUACUGAAUGCAGCAAUUGCAGAUUCGAUAGGUUCCACGGACGGGUAUACGACAUUCAUUGGAGCUAUAUUAAUCGCUAUUACCAACCUUUCUGGAUUCACAGGAGUAUACUUACUCAAACAGAUUGGAAUGAAGUACUUGACGAUUGUAUCUACUUCUUUGAAAUUUAUUUCGACGUGCAUGCUCUCAACUGUAAACGACACAGUGUCAUUUGCCGGGUGGAUGACGAUGCUAGCUCUUGCUAAUGGUUUGAUAAUGUCAACAAGUAUAUCUGUAUUGGGAUUAAUAUUUGCCGACCAUCUUAGUAACGCAAUUGGAUUUGUCACCCUGUUAUUUAUGAUUGGCACCGCAACACCUUCUGUUACACAGGUCUGGUUAGAAAAUUAUGGUUGGAGAGGGGCUUUACUUGUGACAGGAGCAAUACAUUUGCAAGGGUUAGUGACAGCAACGGCUCUUGAUUCCAACAUUGGCCGCAAACAGGACAUCACUUACACACAACUUGGAAAACAUGAAGACAAAACAUUCGUAGAAAAGAUUGGAGAACGUUUUCAACUUCACGUUUUCAGAAAUAUUAAAUUAAUCGGAUUGUUAACUGUUUACUUUUGUAGCUGUUAUACUGGGGUCAUGUUCUUCUUGAGUUUAAUACCGUACGCCAUUAGCAUCAGUAUUGAGCCUAUGUAUGCAAGCUUUCUGAAAACGCUUGUUGGAAUCGGAAGUGUUAUUGUCAGAAUGGUACAGUGUAUUGUUCCACAGACGGUCAAGAUAUCAGCCAAGCUGUUGGUGCUACUACAAAUCAUCGACGUCAUAGCACUUACAGUUUUCAUAUUCUCGAAUCAGUAUGGUGCUCUGGCUAUAACGUCAUUUACACAUGGAGCGGCAUAUGGAAUGCAAUCCUGCUUAACACUCUUCCUGGUAAUAAAGUCAGUGGAUACAUCAUACACUGGUGUCGCCAUUGGCUGGUGUAAUGUAUUUGCAGGCAUAGGUCAAAUUUCGGCCGGAUUACUGGGAUUUUUCAACAGUGACAUGGAUUUGCUAUUUUGUUUCCAGACAAGCACAGUUGUACAAACCUUUGCGUUAAUUCCAAGUACAUAUGUGUUAUUCUUAUAUCAUCGCUCUUCGAAAAAUAAAGAAAGAUGAACAUUUGUCUGUAUGUUUAAAAAAAAAGUCACGUAAUCAGUUUCCCUGUAGUCGUCGACCAUCAAUCUCCGUACUUCCAACCAAUGUGCUUAUUACUUAUACUGUUAAAUUUGUCUGCAUUGUGUUUGAAGAUAUAUAACAAAAUAUAUAAUAUACUGUAAAAUAUAUCUGAA